CUUUGUUUUGCACGCUGAUUCAAGUUUAUUUUUACUCGCAUUCAUCGGCAAAUGAGAAUUUUGCAAGAUUGCUUUUGAUUUCAAUACAACAAUUUUUUUUGCACUCUGAUUCGAAUUUAUCGUGCUGUUGUUCAUCAGUAAUUUGAAUUUUGCAGAGUUGCUUUUGAUUUCGAUGCGACAAUUUUUUUGCGCUCUAAUUCAGAUUUUUUUUAUAUGCGUUCAUGAGUGAUUGAAAUUUUGCGAAAUACCUUUUGAUUUUGGUACGACAAUUUUUUUUUGCAAUGUUUUGAUUUUAUGCAACGGAUUUAUUUCGAUUUUCGAUUGUAGGAUUAUUUUUGGUUUUUGAUGGGAUUUUUGUUUUUUUUUAAUUUUCACUAUUUUCAAAAUUUUUUUUUGAAUGGACUGGGACCAGAUUCAGGGGGAGUGGACAGUGCUGAAAGAAAGAUUUGAGGCAAAAGCAAAAUGUUUGAAUAAGAAGAAACUCCCUAAUAAUUUUAAAACGACAUUGGAUGAAUUGGUUGAUAUUUACAACGAAUUAACUACAUUUGCAAACGUAUGGACACAUCCAAAGACACGGUUGUCGAUUACGCAUAUUUCAGAAAUAAACCAAGGUUUUAAUUGUUCAAGAGAGAAAUUGAUUAAGGUUUUUGCACGACAUAAUUGGAAAUUUUUGAUACCAAAACGCCCAGGAGAGAAAGUUGACUUUGAAAUCCUUGAUACCGACACAGAAGAAGAAGAAGAAGAAGAAGAAGAAGAAGAAGAAGAAGAAGAAGAAGAAGAAAUGGCGAAUCCAGCAGCAGAUGCAGCUAAAUUAGCCGCAAAUAUUAUUCCUGUAUUCAAAGGCGAACCAGAAAAUUUACGCUCAUUUACUGAUGCACUUGACUUGGCAGACACGUUGAAAGGAGACCAAGAAGCCGUAUAUGUGGCAGUGAUCAAAAGUAAAUUACAAUCUGCCGCAAGAGACUGCAUCGCAGCAGGAACAAAUACAAUUAGAGCCAUUAGAGAUACCUUGCAAGCAACAAUCGUAGCACCAAAUUCAUCUAUUUUGGAAGCAAAAUUGAACUCAACUACAGCAAGUCGCAAAGAUCGUGAAACAUAUUGCAAUGAAAUUGAGGAAAUCGCAAAGUCGCUCAAGAGAGCCUAUAUCACCGAAGGUAUGACACCAGCUUUAGCUGAGCAACACGCAGCACGCGAAGUGAAGAAGACUUUGACAACUAAUUCAAUGGAUAAAGAGCUUAUUGGCUCGUUACGUGAUCGAAAAUUGGAAACGGUCACUGAAGUUUUGACUGCCUAUGGCGAAGUAAAACAAACUCACCAACAGAUAAAUAUGGUACGUCGCAAUAAUGGACCGCGAUUUAAUCAAAGAGGAAGAAACUUUUCCCGCGGAUCCAGAGGUCACAAUAAUUACAGAGGAAAUUACCGAAAUAAUAAUAGAAAUAAUUACAACAACAGAUACAACAACAAUGACCGCAACAAUUAUGGGCGCGGAAACUCGAACAAUAAUCGUGGAAAUCGCAAUGACCGACAAAACGCUCAAGCUCGUCCGAUUCAGGGAAACGAGCAAUGGCCCCAACAACAACAACAGGGGGCACAGAAUCAGCAAUCGUAAACAAAUGUCAUGUGUUCGCUAUUGAUCUGUCCCUUUCAUCUUAUUUCUGUUUGCGUACGACAUUUUCGUCGCGCUGUCUUGUUUUUCUUGUGGACACAGGAGCUUCAGUCUCUAUAUUGAAGUCUUCCUGCCUACCAGACCAUUUUUAUGUCGAUCAGACAGAUACUAUUACUAUUUCUGGAAUUACGGACGAACAUGUUUUAACCAACGGAACGAUUUCUAUCGAGCUUUUUGCACGAAAUUCGUCAUAUUUGACAAGAUUUCACGUGGUGAACGAUGAAUUUCCCAUACCAGCUGACGGUAUUUUGGGAAUGAAUUUCUUGACUGAAUUCGAAGCAAAGCUUCAUUACGACACAUGGACAGCGGAUUUGACAGAUCAUUACGGAGCGAAACACCAACUUACACUAUUCGAUCGAACGAACGUUGAUUUCCCAUCAAAUUGCGAAAUUAUUGGAACAUUGAAUAAUUAUGCUAGAACUAAGGUCACUGACCCCAACAUUAUUGAACGAAGAAUGAAUUGCUUACGAAAAAACUUUCCAGAGAAAUUUAGGACGAAAUUGGAAAAGAUUUGCAUGAAUUUUAUUGAUGUUUUCGGAACAUCGGAAGAUAGCGUAGGUUGUAAUAAUUUUUAUAAACAAAAAAUUCAUUUAACAGAUGAGACACCUGUUUAUAUUAAAAAUUACCGCACACCCUAUUCCGAUAAGGCAGAAAUUGAUCGUCAAAUUAACAAGUUAAUUGAUGACGACAUUCUCGAAACAUCAUUCGCAGAAUACAAUAAUCCCAUUUUACUUGUACCGAAAAAACCAUUACCAGGUAGUACUCAAAAACGAUGGCGAUUAGUCACAGAUUUCCGCCAAUUGAACAAAAAGAUGGUUUCUGACAAAUUUCCGAUACCACGAAUGGAUGAAAUCCUUGAUAAAAUGGGAAAUGCAAAAUACUUUUCAGUCCUUGACCUACUUAGCGGAUUUUUACAAAUCGAACUUGAUCCAGAUUCGAGAGAUUGCACUACGAUUUCGACAGAAAAGGGCUCUUACCGUUAUAAACGAUUACCUUAUGGCAUCAAGAUUGCGCCAAAUUCUUUUCAACGUAUGAUGAGUUUAGCUUUUGCGGGAUUGAACACAGAGAGAAAUUUUGUCUACAUCGAUGAUUAUUGUAUGAC
Molecule: messenger RNA, 2768 nt
Organism: Culicoides brevitarsis
Lineage: Eukaryota; Metazoa; Arthropoda; Insecta; Diptera; Ceratopogonidae
Product: myb-like protein P
Exons: 1
Coding region: 398-1609 (403 amino acids)
Source: RefSeq, a predicted model, not a curated record